Molecule: messenger RNA, 279 nt
Organism: Protopolystoma xenopodis
Lineage: Eukaryota; Metazoa; Platyhelminthes; Monogenea; Polystomatidea; Polystomatidae
Source: the annotation of a GenBank genome assembly
AUGCCACAUCUGAAGCUUGGGCGCACAAACCGACCCUCCUACAACAGAUCACAUCAUCGCGGCACCGCCUGGCAACUCAACGAGUUGAUCGCCAACAUCGGCCGGCACGCCAAGCUCGAGUCCGUCGAGAUGCACCGCAUGUCGAUGGCCGUGGAGAACGCAGCGCAGGACUACGUCGACGCGUUGGUGGGGGAGUUCGACGCCUACGUGAAUCGCUUCAUGGAGACGCCCUCCGGCAUCGGGUUUUCCGAGCAAUCGGAGCGUAAGUCAACCCCGUAG